UUUGGGGACAAGGUGAACGAGGCGUUCGGCGGCGGGCACAAGGGGGAGCAGAAGGAGGAUGGGCUGGAUAAGGCCGUCGACUUCGUGCAGGAGCAUGUGCUGAAGCAGGGCGACCAGAAGAACGAGUCGGCGUGGGAGCAGGCGAAGGACGAGCAGAUCAGCGACACGAUCCGCAAGACGUACAAGAACGCGACUGGGCAUGAAUUCUUCGUCAAGGACAAGGAGUAG
This is a messenger RNA of Schizophyllum commune H4-8, 228 nucleotides long. RefSeq lists its product as uncharacterized. The transcript is spliced from 2 exons. The record is from RefSeq and is a predicted model, not a curated record. The annotation marks the transcript as partial. Lineage: Eukaryota; Fungi; Basidiomycota; Agaricomycetes; Agaricales; Schizophyllaceae.